Messenger RNA from Copidosoma floridanum, 2731 nucleotides. RefSeq names its product GATOR complex protein mio (gene mio). Gene Ontology annotation, cellular component: cytoplasm. Gene Ontology annotation, biological process: cellular response to amino acid starvation; positive regulation of TORC1 signaling. Gene Ontology annotation, molecular function: protein binding. Lineage: Eukaryota; Metazoa; Arthropoda; Insecta; Hymenoptera; Encyrtidae. The record is from RefSeq and is a predicted model, not a curated record.
UUGAGAAUUUGGGGAAUGCAUGUUUACAGUCCGAAAUCCGGAAUCAUAGUUAUGCUUACUCAUUAAACUUAAUGAUAAGAGAUCAUAAUUUUUUUUCAAUACUUUUAGGACAAACUGCUCUUAGCAUGAAAAUGAAAGACUGUUUGUAAUAUUUAUCGACUAUAAUCGUUGAGCAAGUAAGAAAGUUAUGACAAGCGUUAAGUUAGAAGUUCAGUGGUCUCCGAUACAUCCGAAUAAGUUUAUCACUUGGGGAACAGAAAUAUACCUCUACGAAAUAGCACAGCUCAAGGAGAGCGUCAGACCAUCGUGUAUUAAAGUAUCGGAUGAAACAGUUGCACAUCUCCUAGCGAGUAGUACAAGUUACCCUUAUGUCAAGUGCAUUGACAUCUAUCCUCAUCCUGAGCCAGAUAUUUUGUUAGCUGUUGGACAGGCCAAUGGAAAAAUUGCACUAGCAACUUUUGGCCCCACUAUUUUUGACGCCUUGGGUAUAGCAGGCAAAGAAUUUGUUCCUAAACAUGCUAGGCAGUGCAACGCUGUUGCUUGGAAUCCUGUAGAUACUAAUAUAUUGGUCUCUGGGCUGGACAAGUAUCGUACCGAUCAGUCUUUACUUUUGUGGGAUGUUUCAAAAAGUCCACUCAGCACAGAGAGAGCGCACCAUUACAAUGCCAGUCAAGUGGAAAUGCCUAAACCAAUUGCCGAAACUGGCAAUUCCGAGACAAUACAUUCACUAUCUUGGUUCAAGAAUGAGCCAAAGUGUUUGGUUGCUGGGGCCAACAAUAAGCAGCUUAAAAUCGUUGACUUUCGGGAUUCGGUAAAAGUAGUAAAUACAACGUCGACAAAGGCUGUAUUUAGUUUAGCAGUGAAUCCCCACAAUGAUCAUUAUUUGGUGUCACAAGUUGACAAUCAAAUCAUCAUUUGGGAUACACGUUCUUUUGAAAAACCACUUCUUACCCUCCUUCAGCAAAAACCAGUAACUAAAGUUUUGUGGUGCCCUACCAGACAAAGUUUAUUAGGUUCACUACAAAAAGACUCUGGAUCUCUAUAUCUCCAUGAUAUACAGCAUUACGGAACUGUCAGAGAGGAUGCAGAGCCUGGGGCUCUUGAGAGAACCAUUGCACCUUCAUGGGCCAAUCCAACUAGUUUCUCAUGGCAUCCCACACAUGUAAAUAGAUUUUUAGGGAUUUCUCAACAAGGUUUGACUGAUUAUACUGUUAAUGAGAGAAUAACUUUAAAUUGGUCUGCCAGAUCUCAUCUUGUAUGGAAUCAUUCUUCCAAAACUUUUAAAUAUAUUUGUAGUAGCGAUAAAAUUUACAAAGACUUGGGUGAUAUUUCAAUAUUAACGAAGAAACGUGCAAUGGCAGGCUAUGGUCUAUUGCCUGAAUUAGCACAAAACGGAGAACUAGCUGAAGACGAGACAUUAAAAAAUUUGUGGCAAUGGUUAUACCUCAGUCGUUCCUUAGUAGAAGAUGGCACAAUAGCAACUGGAGUACUGAAACAUCCUGGUAUCAGGACUGUUCUCAAACUAGAUGGACAAACAGGAGGUUUUGUAAAGUCGGAAAUUGUUCACAGACCAUGGGCAGAUAUUGGCUCCAAUCACACUGCCAAAACUUAUAGAUCACCUGAUCGCGAUAAGGCUCUACAAUUAUGCGGUUGGAGAUUUGAGAAAGAUUCAAAUAUGCCUUACAAUAAUUUAUUUAUUGAACGUCUAGAAAGAGAAGGCACUUAUUCCAGAGCAUCGGCAAUAUCUGUCUUCAAUUUAGGUUUGCGACAAGCCAUUGAAAUUUUAAAUAGAGGUGCUAGUAAAAUGUCCCUAGCAUCGAAUUUACAUAUUGUUGCAAUGGCACUAUCUGGAUUCUCGGAAGAAAAAAGUAGUAUGUGGAGAGAAUUGUGUUUAAAGUCACGAGCUCAACUGACUGAUCCCUAUCUCAGAGCGACUUUUGCUUUCCUCACUGCUGACAGUGAUUCCUAUGAAAAUGUUCUUAAUGAAAGUGGCGUGGCUGUGGAAGACAGAGUAGCAUUUGCAUUGAUGUUUUUAUCAGAUGCAAAAUUGUGUGAUUACAUAAAUAAACUGACUCAAAGUUUACUCGAUGAGGGAUACUUGGCUGGAUUUUUAUUAACUGGAGCCAACUCGGAAGGUAUUCGGUUACUUCACAGAUACUUGGAUAUCACUGGAGAUGUACAAAGUUGUAGUUUAAUUGCAGUGAGAGCUUUGGAAGAAAAUCUAUUAAAAGAGCCAGAAGUUCUACUUUGGAUCGAAAGUUAUAGGAAUCUUUUAGAUUCUUGGAAAAUGUGGAAUCAGAGAGCUCAUUUCGACAUAAUAAGGGGAACAACAAAAUCAGAAAAACCAUCGCAUCAAAUGUACAUUUCCUGUCAUUUUUGUGGAAAGAGUAUAUCCACGUUUAUGCAAGGAUUCGCUCGAGUGAGAAAUUAUGGAAAACAAGGAAGUCAAGUUAAAUCUACUUGUAUAAAUUGCAGAAAACCAUUACCACGAUGUGCUAUUUGUUUAAUGCACAUGGGAACUAUAACUGACUUACCAUCUGGAAAUAAAAAUGACGACGAAAAUAAAAUAACAGAAUUUAGCAGUUGGUUCACAUGGUGUCAAACGUGUAGACAUGGUGGUCAUGCAAAUCACAUUAUACAUUGGUUUCAACAACAUUCGGAAUGUCCAGUGACUUCUUGUACUUGUAGAUGUUUUUCUUUGGAUGCGUCUUGUAAAACAGGUGCUGUGUAA